UAAGAGAACAAUGCACAAACACAUGAGGUCAUUACCCAAACAAAGGAAGCAACUCAUCUUAAUUAAAAUUGUUUCGAUGAUGUCAGCUCCAAGCCCUAGCUUUUCUAGAUACAAGAUGAGUUGUUUUCCUUUGUCUUGGCCAUGACCUCAUGUGUUUUGUGCGUUGCUCUAGUGAACACGGUAGCAACUCGGAAGAGAUCACGUUGCAAAUAAGGUGCUGGACGUGCCAAAGUGAAGACUAUGUGUUCAUUUUUGCAGGUCAAGGUUUACAGCGACGUUGCCAUAGCAGUGUGUCUAACUAUAUAUAGAUGAAAGCUUAGGACGGGCGAGCAAAUAGACAGCAGCUUUUCGAUUAAUUACUAUAUUGCGUUAGUUAAUUGUUAGAUAUACUGGUUUGACAUGUCGUCGUGCUUUUUGUGCUCUACACCACUUGAUACUACUACCUUGUGGACCAAGAGAAAACGGUUGGAUGGACGUAGUCUCACUGAUGCUCGACAUACUUUAGAAGUUAUGCUUCAAGAACACUCGGGCCUUCCACUGUCUUCGUACUUGCCACCUGCUGGUCCAGCUUAUGUGUGUCACUACUGUCAAAAAGAUUUGAAGAAACUAAGUGAACUUCAUCUGCUGAAGGUUAAGAUAAAACAACAAUUGGCACACUUGCCUGUCUAUGUAUGUGGUACAGCUUCAAAGAGGCAACGACUUGAAGUACCUGGGGAUAAAGAUGGAGAUGAAAUGACAGGUAGCCAACCAGAAAUGCUUCAACAGAGGAUCCAAAAAGUGUCUCCAAAAGUAAAUGUGGUUGUAAAAUACAAGUCUGGAAUGAGAGCAUACAACCUUGCUUCUCCAAGAAGAAAGCAGGCAGUAAAGAGAUGUGUUCGCGGGAAUUUGUUCUCAGUGAAUUUUGCCACGACUUCUGCAGAAGCAUGCAACACAGCCAUUACGUCACUAAAGAAGAAAACUGCUAAAGAAAUUAAUCAGAUUAGGAAACUUGGCAAGAGAAGUGUAUUCAUGGACAGUGAAGCUCUUUUGCACUUUUCGUGGGAUAGAAUUUGGUUGGAGCUGAAAAAUUAUACUCCCACAUUGUUGCAUGUGAUUAGCAUCUUAGUGUCUGAAAGUGCUGAGAGGUGCAAGCCCCUUGUUUGCUUCAUUGCAUCAACGGCCUUGAAACAGCGGUACCAGCAGUUUUCUAUAGUUCAACGUGUCAUCUCUCUUUUGUUGUAUGGCAAUGGAACUGCUAAGCAAGUGUUUUCUUGUUUGCAACCCCUAAUGGUCUGCAUAUCACACAAAGGUACUCUUAAAAUUUUGGAUAGAAUCAGUGACAACUUUGAUUCCGAAGUGAAAUCAUGCUCAGAAAACUUAAAGCAUCACUUUCCAACAGAAAUGAGGAUAAUUGGUGUGGCCAAGUCAAGUGAAUUAGCCCAGUCUCCUUUGUCUAGCAACCAGUCAGAAUACAGAUUAGACACUGACAAUCAAACAGACCACUGUACAGAAAACCAGACAGUUGACAAGACUGUCUCUACAGACUCUGAAUUGAAAACUGAAAUUUUGGAGAGUGAUGGGCAUUCUUCAAGAAAGUCUACAUCCGACCUGGAUUCACCCUCUAGUCAAUUAAGUGACAUUGAUGUGGAAAAUUGUUUACUUGAAGAUGACACUGGAAGAGAAGUCAUUCAAUGUCAAUGGACUGGAUUUAAGAUUGUGGGUGAUAAUAUUGACAAAAACGUUAGACCAUCCAAUCAAAGAGUUGACCAUCAAACUCGAUCUUAUCACUAUUUUCAUUCCUUUGCGCUCUUGGACAGAAUCGAUCUGAGCAUUUCAUCGAAUAGAGCUCCUAACACAUUCAAUCUAACCAUUGAUGAUUUCUUAAUAAAUAGCCACGACAUCAUGCAGCUGGAAAGAGACUUUGAAGUACUUCUUUCCAGAGUUCUUGUGAGACGAAUCCCAGACUUUGAACACCAAGCAGCUGAUGUAGUAUGGCACAUUCCAUGCAAGUAUCAAAAGGAGAUGUCAAGUAAAUCGAAGAUGGUGCCAUUGGAAGUGCUUCUCCACAAUGAAAUUUACCUGCCAGAAAUGUGCAAGAUACUUGGUUCGCUACAAGAAUAUGUCCCCUCUCGUGUAGUGAACAGUACUCUUGACGUGGGAGAUAAGUCAUUGUGCUUGAAAAACGUCGAUUUCUUGCCUAUUUUGAUGGGAGGCGAUCAACUUACAGCAGCCAGGGCUAGAGGGGCCAAGUCUCUAAGAAGUAGCCAUGACAAUGCAAAAGGUAGAUUGGAAGGAUUGCUGCCUGUUGUUGAAGAUUGGCAUGCUCGCCUCACCUUGGCAAAGGCUAUAUGGAAGCGCUUAUAUUGGGACGAUUCUAGCAGAGACAAAGGCACUUUACACCAUCUAAAACAUGUGCUAAAUAAGACCAGCGUGCAUAAAGAUCCUGGUAAAGACCUCAAGGCUGCUGAGGACUUUUUUACCCUUGCAUGGGAAGCUCAUGUGGUGUCAGCAGCACAGUCUGUAAAAUCAACACAAGGGAAGAAGAGACCUUAGCACCCUUAUGCAGAAAAGUCAUGGAUUCUUUUGUGUUGCUGUCAUCCUUACUAGCACAGAGGGAACAUUCUACUGCUUUCGAUGCAGUCCAUGUUGAUGCACUUGACAUCCUGAAUCUUGGCCUCAUCUACAAGGGUUUUCAUGACGCAGUCAAAGAGGGGGAUGGUGAUAGAGUGAUACGAUACUGGAAAGUGCUCAUGGUGCUAUUUAAAGAAACCGGUAAACGAAAUUAUAGCAAGGAGGCAUUUCUGCUAAUCCUCCAACUUCACUCGUUAUCUGAAAGAGCAGCCACAGAAGUAAAAUGGAGCCGGUUUGUAAAUAGAAGGGGCCAAAUUGGAUGCAACAUACCUUGCGAUUUGGCGAUGGAACACCUAAACAGACGGCUGAAGGGUAUCAUCCGUAAUAUGGGAGCUAAUGUUGUCCCUUCAGCAUUAGCUCGUGCAGCAAAAUCAAUAGGUAGUGUAGACUGUGUGUGCGACUUGUUCGAACAGUCGGUUAUGGCUCAGUAGACAUCUAGCAAACACACCAUCGCUCAAGACAGUAAAGACUUUCAGCUAGUGCUGGAAAUAUUAAAUGAAAAAAAUAUUCAAGGAAGAGAUUGGAAGGCAUCAUAGCCGCUUUCGAUACUCAUGCACCCUCCUGGAACAAAGCAGGAAAGAAACUCUUUGCACAUGGCUACAGAAGUUGCUGCAAGAGCACAUUGGUUUCGUACCUGAGGAUGAUGACAAUGAUGAUGAUGAUGAUGAUGAUGAUGUAGAUGUACAUUUUAAUGACACCGAGUGAACCUAAAGUAUUAUUGUUAUUAUGUGCUAUGUAUUGUAAACAUGAAAACUCUAGACUAGCUAUGUAUGGACUACCAUAUAUGAGCUGUACGUAUAUCUAUGAAUUAAUACAUGAUGAUCAUGCAGUAUACGCAUGCAGUGUUGAUCGUCACGUAAAGGUCACUCAGGGCCAGGCAGAUAUCAUAUAACGUCAGUAGUAGAGACUUGCGUGUUCCACAGAUUGACAUGCAGUGUCAGAAGUGAAGUCUGCAACCCAAGCUGCUUCCGUUCAUACUACUCCAAUCACAACGUGGUCUCUUCCUGGUUGCUACUGUAUGUGUUCACCAAAACAAUGCACAAAACACAUCAAAUGAUUACCCAAACACAGAAAGACGACUCAUCUUGUUUCGAUGACGUCAUGCAACUCCAAGCCCUUCCAGAUAUCGCUCACUCCGGACUGUAUGCGGUCGCUUUAGACGUCAAAAAACAGCAAACAGCACCGAGUACGUUCGCAUCCAUCCAGUACGUUCGCAUUCAGUCUCCGUUGUGACACGAGCGCACAACGCUAGAUCGUACGACGUCGAUCAUGGCUGCAUGAAAUCGAAGCCUGUCGACGUCAACGUCCCCGCGGCCGCGUUUAAUCGCUGCUGUAGACAUGCAGAUUUCACAAACAGCAACGACUC
Corticium candelabrum is the source of this 3976-nucleotide messenger RNA. RefSeq lists its product as uncharacterized. The record is from RefSeq and is a predicted model, not a curated record. The transcript is spliced from 10 exons. The coding region runs from base 400 to 2532 and encodes 710 amino acids. NCBI's taxonomy places the organism in Eukaryota, Metazoa, Porifera, Homoscleromorpha, Homosclerophorida, Plakinidae.